Molecule: messenger RNA, 948 nt
Organism: Cercospora beticola
Lineage: Eukaryota; Fungi; Ascomycota; Dothideomycetes; Mycosphaerellales; Mycosphaerellaceae
Product: alpha/beta hydrolase
Source: RefSeq, a predicted model, not a curated record
AUGCAACUCUUCCAACUCCUCACAACAGCCACCCUAGCGCUCAGCGCUCUGGCACAACAACGCGUAACCUUCCCCUCCGCCAACACCCAAAUCGUAGGCUACCACUACAAACCCUCUCGCCAAAACAACAACGCCCGUCCAGCACCCGCCGUUAUAAUCGCCCACGGCCUCGGAGGCCUCCAAUCCUCCCGCCUCCAACCCUACGCCGAACGCUUCUCCCAAGCAGGCUACCAUGCUCUAACCUUCGACUACCGCUACUGGGGCGAAUCAUCCGGCCAACCACGUAAUCUCAUCGAUGUCCCGAGUCAACAAUCCGACUAUGAAGCUGCCAUAGCUUACCUCCAGACUCUUCCAGGUGUCGAUGGGAAGCGGAUUGUUCUCUGGGGAACUUCGUUAUCAGGCGGACAUGUACUGCAACUCGGCGCUCGGAGACCAGAUUUGGCGGCCGUAAUCGUUCAAGCUCCACAUGUGAACGGUUUUGCGACGACUUCUGCUCUCCCUCCCGCGGACCUUCCUAGCAAAAUUGUCGCAGGCCUCGACGACGCCGGCCGAGCAACUCUUGGUCAGGAACCCCUCUAUAUCCCCCUCGCGAACCGUACAGGCCAACUCGGUGCUCUCACACAAGCAGGCGCAUUAGAAGGCUAUGCUUUCAUUCAACCUAAUCCUCCUGCUCCAGGAAACGUCUUCCCAGCAAGAUUCGUAUUGGCAUUGCCGUUCUUCAGCCCAGAUGCGACGGCUGCGAACAGUCAGCUGCCAACGUUCUUUGCCGUGGGAUUGGUAGAUAAUGUCACCCCGGCACCAGCUGCGAUUGCAUUGGCGAAAAGGAUGAACGCGACAUUGGUCGAAUUCCCAUCUGCAGGACAUUUCGAUGUUUAUCCUGGACUACCGGCUUAUGAGGAGAAUAUCCGACGACAGUCGGAAUUCCUGAAAACGAAUGUGCCCGUUUAA